This is a messenger RNA of Apus apus (common swift), 3347 nucleotides long. RefSeq names its product zinc finger DHHC-type palmitoyltransferase 7 (gene ZDHHC7). Gene Ontology annotation, biological process: peptidyl-L-cysteine S-palmitoylation; protein targeting to membrane. NCBI's taxonomy places the organism in Eukaryota, Metazoa, Chordata, Aves, Apodiformes, Apodidae. The record is from RefSeq and is a predicted model, not a curated record. The coding region runs from base 380 to 1297 and encodes 305 amino acids. Gene Ontology annotation, molecular function: protein-cysteine S-palmitoyltransferase activity. The transcript is spliced from 8 exons. Gene Ontology annotation, cellular component: Golgi apparatus; endoplasmic reticulum.
AUGCGGGCAGCUCGUCCUCCGGAAAAGGGGAGGGCGUGAAAAAUGAGAGGGCGGGUCGGUGCAGCGCGGCACGUGUGUGAUCUGUGCCGUGAGCAGAGCCCCGGGAGCUCCCUGGCUGGUUUCGGCACUGGCGUGAUGGCAUCAGGGGGCUGAGUUACAGCGCCGGGGCUGUCGGCUUUGCUGAAGACACAGCUGGGCUGAAGUCCCUGGGACUCCUCACGGGAAGAGGCGUAAAUUAGAUCUUUUUUGAAGUGGAUCCUCUCUGACUUUGAAAAGAUUACAUCAGAUAUGACUAUGUGAAUAGCCCAGGACAGCCCAAAGGAAGGACAUGAUGUCAGAAUAACAUACAGAACAUUUGUGAGGGCGAGGCCAGAAAACCAUGCAGUCAUCAGGGCACAGGUUCCGUGAUGUUGAGCACCACCCACUUCUGGCUGAAAAUGACAGCUACGACUCCUCUUCCUCUGAGGCUGACAUGGCAGAGAGGGUUUGGUUCAUCCGAGAUGGCUGUGGGAUGGUCUGUGCCAUCAUGACGUGGCUUCUGGUUGUCUAUGCAGACUUUGUAGUGACUUUUGUCAUGUUGCUGCCUUCCAAAGACUUUUGGUACUCUGUGAUCAACGGUGUUCUCUUUAACUGCUUGGCAGUGCUGGCUUUGUCAUCGCAUCUGAGAACUAUGCUAACUGAUCCAGGAGCUGUACCCAAAGGAAAUGCCACUAAAGAAUACAUGGAUAAUUUGCAACUGAAGCCAGGAGAAGUGAUCUACAAAUGUCCAAAGUGCUGUAGUAUCAAACCUGAACGUGCACACCAUUGCAGUAUUUGCAAACGAUGCAUUCGAAAGAUGGAUCAUCACUGCCCGUGGGUGAAUAACUGUGUGGGGGAGAAAAAUCAGAGAUUUUUUGUUCUGUUUACGAUGUAUAUAGCCCUAAUUUCAGCUCAUGCUCUCAUACUGUGUGGGUUUCAGUUUUUCUCCUGUGUCCGAGGGCAGUGGACUGAAUGCAGUGACUUCUCCCCACCCGUAACUGUGAUCCUGAUGAUCUUCUUGUGCCUUGAGGGUUUUCUGUUUCUCACUUUCACUGCAGUCAUGUUUGGCACCCAAAUCCACUCAAUAUGCAACGAUGAAACGGAGAUUGAAAGACUGAAGAGUGAAAAGCCAACGUGGGAGCGGAGGCUGCGCUGGGAAGGGAUGAAGUCAGUGUUUGGGGGCCAGCCUUCCCUCCUCUGGAUCAACCCCUUCGCAGGCUUUCCAGUCAGGAGACUGCUGCUGAGAGCAAAGAAGGGAGGACCUGAGUUUUCUGUUUGAGUCUAACAAUGCUGGAACUUGCAAGAAUAUUUAUUUGGGGCCAGAGGAGGCUGUCUGCAUACAAUCUGUGACGAGGUGAAACUGAUACCAGACAUUUGCUUGUAGCAAGCAGAGUUUUAUACGUUUCUCGUCACAGACAUCUCAUUAACUCUCAGAGACAUGAACUGGAUCUGUAAUGGUCUUUGCAGCAAGAUAACAAAGGAAAAGCACGUGGUCACACUAAAGAAGCCAAAUGUUGUCAUGCUACUGUAAUUUAUUUUAUGAGAUUAAUUAUCCAUUUUUGUUAAACCCUUUUUAUUUGAUAAAUGUUUGGGGAAUUACCUGUGUGGUUUUUUUAUAAAAAAACCUAUAGACUUUGGUGCAGUUGUCAAUCAUAAGGAGGAGCAUUAUGGUGAAAGUUGAUCUCAAAUGAGACAUAGCCUUCUAAAUCCAGUUUUCAGGGAACAGUGGUUUGUUCAGUUGUGAUUUAUACAUCAGCUUGUCCUAAUAACCAGAGCUGUACUCUUGUGUCCCACUUCAGGCACACAUUCCUCAUAUGCAAGUGAUUCAAAGGACAGGUGCACACAGCAGCAGCACAUCAGAGGCACUGUUAACACCCCUGCCAAAUGUCUUCCCAGGCUCACAAAAGCAUGUCUUGUGUUUGGCAGUAUUAGUCUCAUUUGGCAUUUUUAGGUAAGCUCUAAAUCUUCAGUAAACAACACUUUCAGCUAGCAGCUGUGGGCCAGAUUCUGCCCUCAAAUCUGCACCUCCAGUUCUUAAGGCUUUGAUUCUAGAGGAUCUUAAGUGCAGGUGUUUGAGGACUGUGUCCAGCCCUUUGUGCAGGGGUAAGUGGGACCAGGGACUGUAUCCUCUUGUGUGAGAUAAAAAUGAAUGUACUGCAGAUUGGAGUUCAUGAACCCAAACCAGUUGUCUUUUGAAGGUCUUACUCUGCCCCUUUUUCUUGUUGUACAGACUUUUCAUAGAAGGAAAGCUCUUAACUUAGUGAUCCCUCCAACAAAGAGGAAUGAGGGAUGUUGCCUUUUUCAGAGUCCAACAGAUCUUUAAUGUAGAAAGAUCUGCAAUAGAAGGAAUUAUUUUGAAUUUAGCUGUUUUCCAACCAAAACUACUUUAACAAAAUGAGAGCAAUAUAGAUCUAGAACUGCUUUAUGCAGGCCUGACAAACAACAGUAGUGCUAAGAAAUGUUGGUAAGUGUGCAAGUAAUGAAAUUCAGCUAACAGUGAAUUCUUGAAAAAUGACAUUUAGACUAUUUUUUGUAUUAUCGUUAACCUAUUCUAUAAAUUACUGACAAUAUAAAGGAUAAAGCAGGAGCCUUGAUGCAUAGCUUGAAAUCGUGCCUAGAAAGUGAAUAUCUCCCUGUUCUGGGACUUGCCUUAAAAAUGUCCUGUUCUUGCUUUUGCUUUGCCAGUAGCACUGGUGAUCUCUCCCACCUCAAGCAGUUCAAUGUGCUGAAGAAUCUUGCAUUACAAAGUUUACGUACUACAGAAGCUGAACUUCCUUUUUUCAGUGACCUGCUUCUCCAUUUCUUUCUAACUGGCAUCUUGAUUCCAGCUUCACCAGGUUUUUAUCCCGUUGGGUGGGUGAAAUUACUAAGGGAUCCACUUCUUACCUAUGGGCCCUGCGAACAAAACUGUGCAAUAUUAUGUGCUAUGUUCACUUUGCUUGGGGGAGAUGAUGUGUAAUACUGGAGGAUUUCUGGGUGGACACAUCCAAGGAAAUGGCAGUCAAAUGAACAAAACUAUGUCUCAUGUAACUGAGGGGAAAGUUGGGAAUUCCACAGGAAUCUUUGUGUAUUUGGUUGCGCAUCCAAAAGACUGGGGGGAAAAAAAUAAAUAAAUGUGUCUGGCUUUAUCAUGAGGCUCUUAAUGUGUAUGUUGUUUAAUGAAAUACCCUGAUGAAAAUCAGAAAAUAUCACUUCCAGCAGCUGAACCCUGUGACUUAGCAAGUGUGUGCGUGUGUGAAAUCAGGUUUACUUGGCUUUUCAAACCCAUGUUAUGUUGUAAUUUUUUAAUGUAAAAAAAAUAAAGUAAUCAAUUGAAGUCUUAAAGUUGA